Peronospora matthiolae is the source of this 210-nucleotide messenger RNA. The record is from the annotation of a GenBank genome assembly. NCBI's taxonomy places the organism in Eukaryota, Oomycota, Peronosporomycetes, Peronosporales, Peronosporaceae.
AUGGGAUGUCUGGUUGUGUGGAAACCGCCUCGUGCCAUCUACGAUGACAACACAGUCGCACUACUCCUAGCUUUCUCAUUCUGCUCGCUCAAGACGUCGGGCGUCACGGCGGGGCACUCCCGAAAGGGCCCGUGGACCAAGUCCGAGAUUAGAUUCUUGUGUGCACUCCCACCGGAUGGCGGGGCUGCUCUCGCGCUCGGAGCAAUUUGA